This is a messenger RNA of Linum trigynum, 617 nucleotides long. Lineage: Eukaryota; Viridiplantae; Streptophyta; Magnoliopsida; Malpighiales; Linaceae. The record is from the annotation of a GenBank genome assembly.
CCGCUUCUCCUCAAUCCUCUCUUCUGCCGCCGCCGUCGAUCCUUCUCCUCCAAUCUCAGUCAAGCAGUGAUCCUCAAUCCGCCACUGUCCUGGACGAAUUCGAUGGCAUCGAAGAAGGCGUCGUCGAAACGGCCUGUCGAGAAGAAGAAAACGACGAGGAUCAGGAUCUCGACUUCCUCCGUCGACACUGGGGGCCUCUUUAGCAGUGAAGGAGGCUCGGAGGACUAUGAAGGCGAAGAAGAAACAGAGUUUGGCGCGCGCGACCUGGAGGAAGGACAGAUGAGGAGGGCGCAGGAGGAGGAGGAAGAAGGCGGCAGCGGCGGCGGAGAUUGGGUCGUCGGCACGGCUGUCACGGUUCUCGCAGUGGGUAAUGACGUGCAGGGUGGAAGGGAAAGUGAAGGAGAGCUACGCGGUGGUGAAGAGGUCGGAGGAUCCGAGAGAGGAUUUCAAGGCCCAGGAAAAUAUUUAUUCCAAAGAAGCUGAAAGAUAAGGCAAGAUAUUUUCCAUGGCGGACAUUAUAAGGGAUAAGGAGAUGUUCGAGGAGAAGGAUCUGCAGCAGCUGCUUUGGAAUAAUUUUUUUUUUUUUUUGUAGAAUGGAAUAAAUAUUUUGAAAACAC